Messenger RNA from Durio zibethinus, 925 nucleotides. RefSeq names its product 10 kDa chaperonin 1, chloroplastic-like. Gene Ontology annotation, molecular function: ATP binding; protein folding chaperone; metal ion binding. The record is from RefSeq and is a predicted model, not a curated record. Gene Ontology annotation, cellular component: chloroplast; mitochondrion. NCBI's taxonomy places the organism in Eukaryota, Viridiplantae, Streptophyta, Magnoliopsida, Malvales, Malvaceae.
ACCCCAAAGUUUUCCCUCAAAAGAAAAAGCGAGGAAGUCUCUAGAACUCCGGCGAGCAUUGAUGAUGUCACGGAAGAUGACACGUAGGCCUAUAAAACCCAGAGGAGCAGACGAGGGCUUUACUUACUUUGUUUUGCCAAACGCCCCCUUAGUUCAAUCUGCCCUCUCAAUUUUCCAUGGCGUCUACAUUUCUCGCAGCACCAAAAACCUUUACUCUGAACAAGCCUACCCUCCCAUAUCUUCCCACCCACAAACUUCUUGCAGGGUCUCGAAGAAACUCUCUCAGAAUCAAUGCAGUUGCCACUAAAUGGGAACCCACCAAGGUUGUUCCACAAGCUGACAGAGUUCUUAUCCGUCUCCAAGAGUUACCCGAGAAAUCAGCUGGCGGAGUUUUGUUACCCAAAGCAGCUGUCAAGUUUGAGAGUUGCCUAAUGGGGGAGAUAGUUUCUGUUGGUACCACAGUAGGACAAGUGGAGCCUGGAAAGAAGUUAUUCUCCUUAUACCAUCUAAAGGAAUGCCUAUAUCUUUGCAGGUUCUUUUCUCUGACAUAAAUGCAUAUGAGGUCGACUUGGGAACAGAUACUAGGCAUGUCUUCUGUAAAGAGAGUGACUUGUUAGCUGAAGUCGAUUGAAGUUUCUGGCCUUUGAUCUAGAUGAAGAAUCUACUUUGAUGGUGGCACUUAUGGAGUAAAAUUUGCCUUGUGUCAAACUUUAGAAUGUAUUUCAGAAUCGAACAGUUCAUGUUGCAUUUUGAUAGCUUGUCAUUUUGUAAUGAGUGAUAUUACAAGCUCUUGGUGCAUGUAUGUCAGUUACUCAUUGGAGAUGAUAAUAAUUCACGAAUAUUUAAUAUAUUCAAUGGUUUUUUUUCUUAUUUUGAUUUUUAUAAGAAAAAGAAAUGGAUUCAAUGUUGGAUGACCAUUGACUUC